AAUCUUUGUUUACAAGUCACAGGGAAGUUUAUGCAUUUCGCUGUGCGGCUGCCUAGAGGUCGCUGGUUAAUAUUUUACUUUUCUUAUCCACUAGUUUACGUUUUGCCUUAAGGCAGUAAUAUUCAACUGCCCAAAUGGUUGCAACGCCUGGUGUCUAUAUCGCCAAGGGCUGGUUGAAAGAUUUUCUAGCGUUUUCCGGCUUGUUGGCGUUGAGCAGGGGUCUAGCGCCGGCUUGGGCGAGAGGUGGUGGGGCCCGGCUUGCCCUGGAGGUUCCUGUGUUCCCUCUGGACGUAGAGGGCGCCUGGCUCUCACUCUGCCGGGGUUGUUACCCUGUGUGUGGUGUGGGCCUGCACUGCUUGGGGUAUUCGGGUGACGCCAGGUGAGCAGCGCCACUUGGCAAAAGGUUUUCUUUUGCCGUCUGGCUUUGUUUUCAUACUGGAAUUCCGGUUCAGCAGUGUGCAUAUGUCUAGUUUCGUCGUCGCCCCCAAAUCAGCAGCAACAACAACAGUGAAGUGUGUCUCCGACGCUAGUGGACAGUAAAAGAUCAAAAAUGAUGGAAGAGUGAGACAGCCUGGGGCUGACUGGUAGAACGAAUUCAGCAGAGGAACAACUUGACCUCCCGUCAUAUAGUUCGUUCAAGUGAAUACACACUAUUAUCAACUUCUCCUGCACUACGGCACCAUGGUAACACAUCUGAAGCACCGUGCAAGCAUUAUCAACAUCUCAUGCACUAUGGUAACAAAGGAAACGUGAAUUUAAAUACAAACUUAGUGUAUCGUUAAUUUUAAAAUCUCGGUAUUUAUUAAUUUAUGUGUAUGUGCUAUUUAUAUUUUAAUAAUUUUGUUUGACAAGAAAACAUUUUAAUUUUAAGUUAUUUUUGCAGGGUACUUUUAUCCUUAGGUCCCAAUGUAAACAAGUUUAAUAUGUAUUUUCCAUUUUAAAACAUUACACACUUUUCUCCUAUCGAGUUACAGUAUUGUAAAUGUUGCGAGAGCAUUUAAAAUAAAUCUUUAAACUGUAUAGUAAUUUUGAUUUUUUUUCUUAGGCAAUUUACUCUAGUAGCUCAAAAGGCUCUCCAAGUAAGAUAAUAUAUCAGUGUUCUUAAUGCUCAGAUUUUUUUUAUAUAUUUACAUGAAGGUAUAGGGGAUUUCAAAAUAUUAUGAGCAUGCACACGGUACAUUGGAUCGGUAAUUUCUUGUUAAACUCUCAUACACAAAUAACAAAUCACAUGAGGGCCCAUUGUACCUGAAACUUGUGCUACGGCUAUAUUUAUAAGACAUACCUAAGUUCUGUGGGUAUUUAUAAUAAGACAUACCUAAGUUCUGUGGGUAUUUAUAAUAAGACAUCCCUCAGUUCUGUGGGUAUUUAUAAUAAGACAUCCCUCAGUUCUGUGGGUAUUUAUAAUAAGACAUCCAUUAGUUCUGUGGGUAUUUAUAAUAAGACAUCCCUCAGUUCUGUGGGUAUUUAUAAUAAGACAUCCCUCAGUUCUGUGGGUAUUUAUAAUAAAGACAUCCCUCAGUUCUGUGGGUAUUUAUAAUAAGACAUCCAUUAGUUCUGUGGGUAUUUAUAAUAAGACAUCCAUCAGUUCUGUGGGUAUUUAUAAUAAGACAUCCAUUAGUUCUGUGGGUAUUUAUAAUAAGACAUCCAUCAGUUCUGUGGGUAUUUAUAAUAAGACAUCCAUUAGUUCUGUGGGUAUUUAUAAUAAGACAUCCAUCAGUUUUGUGGGUAUUUAUAAUAAGACAUACCUCAGCUCUGUUAUUAUACUGUAAUAAGACAUCCCAAAUUCUAUGGUUAUUUUUAUAAUAAGGCAUUUCUCAGUUCUGUAGUUUUGUUUAUAAUGAGACAUUUCAGUACUGUGGCUGUAUUUAUAAUAAGACAUCCCUCACUGCUGUUCAUAUAUGUUUAAUGAAACAUUCUUCAGUGCUGGAGCUAUAUUUCUAAUUGGACUUAAUAACCUUGGAGGAAAGGACGCAUAACGCAUUAGAGGGAUUUUUUAGGUCCCGUCUAAUAUUGUUUCUGGUCUUUUAUCCUACUACCUUCUUCCUUUUUUGUUUGUGUUUUAUUAGGUAUUUUAGGUAUUAAUAUUAUAAUAUAAUCCUGUAUAUUUUUUUAGACAUUUAGUUAAAUCUUAGAAAAAAGACUUGCCACAGGGUUUGUUUUGCUUGUUUAUAAAAUUGUACACAGACACUAACUUUCCUCCUGGUGAACACAAGUGGAAAAGUACAUUUGGAUGUUUGCUUUUGCACUUGCUGAAUCACAGGAAAUAUUAUAGUGUACAGUAUAUUUUAUGUCUAGCAUAUUUUCUAAUAUAAUAAGCACAGUAUUAUCUUAUUAUUUAUGAAUAAUACAAGUGGUUUACAUAUUGUACAAUUUUUCCAUUCUCUUGUAUCUUUGAAAUGUAAUUAUUUAUGCAUUUGACAGUCCAAGUGUUUUAUGCAUCUUUUAAAAAUAAUUGUUUUAGUAAUGAACAAAAGGUCAUCCAUUUUAAGUCAUCGUGAAUAUGUAACUAAGAUUUUUCUCUAAUAUUUAUAAAUAAUACAAAAAUGUAUUUAGGAGAAAAAUACCAAUAAUAAUUGUCUAUAAGACUUAACUAAUGAAAUGUAGGAUAAUUCAUUAUACAAUACUUAGGGUUUUUGGAUAACAUAACUUUUGCCUACAGGUAAAUACAUUUAUUUACUUCUAAAAAAAAAAAAAAAAAGAUUUGAAAAACAAUUUUAAACAAAAGGAAGUGUAAUAAGACACGUGAGGAUUCAUACAGGAGAGAAACUAUAUUACUGUUCAGUGUGUUAAAAAGACUUUUGAUGUAAAUCGAGUACAGUAAAACAUAUGAAACGUGAUAGAAUUUGCAUUUAGUUAAUCUUGGUAAUCUGUACGAAUAUUUAAUAGCAAAACUUCAUCAGUGUUGAAUGUUCAAAAUUAUAUUAUGAAAACAUCUUGCAUAAUAGCACACAAAAACAUUUUUAGAGAAGAAAAUCAAUAUUAAAUGUUCAUUGUCUAAACUACUUUAAAAAUAUAAAAAAUUAAUUAUGAGCGCCUAUUCAGGAGAAAAGCCAUAUCACUGUAAAGUAUGUCAAAAAGACUUUAAAUAUGAAUCAUUGUUAAUAAUACAUAUGAGGAAACAAACAAGAGAGAAACCAUAUCACUGUUCAGUGUGUCAAAAAGACUUUUCACGAAAAUCAGAUCUAAUAUCACACAUGAGGAUUCAUACAGGAGAGAAACCAUAUAACUGUUCAGAGUGUCAAAAAGACUUUUCACAAAAAUCAGGUCUAAUAUCACACAUGAGGAUUCAUACAGGAGAGAAACCAUAUAACUGUUCAGAGUGUCAAAAAGACUUUUCACAAAAAUCAGGUCUAAUAUCACACAUGAGGAUUCAUACAGGAGAGAAACCAUAUAACUGUUCAGAGUGUCAAAAAGAUUUUUCAAAUAAAUCAAUUCUAAUAUCACACAUGAGGAUUCAUACAGGAGAGAAACCAUAUAACUGUUCAGAGUGUCAAAAAGAUUUUUCAAAUAAAUCAAUUCUAAUAUCACACAUGAGGAUUCAUACAGGAGAGAAACCAUAUCACUGUUCAGUGUGUCAAAAAGACUUUUCACGAAAAUCAGAUCUAAUAUCACACAUGAGGAUUCAUACAGGAGAGAAACCAUAUAACUGUUCAGAGUGUCAAAAAGACUUUUCACAUAAAUCAGGUCUAAUAUCACACAUGAGGAUUCAUACAGGAGAGAAACCAUAUAACUGUUCAGAGUGUCAAAAAGACUUUUCACAAAAAUCAGGUCUAAUAUCACACAUGAGGAUUCAUACAGGAGAGAAACCAUAUAACUGUUCAGAGUGUCAAAAAGAUUUUUCAAAUAAAUCAAUUCUAAUAUCACACAUGAGGAUUCAUACAGGAGAGAAACCAUAUCACUGUUCAGUGUGUCAAAAAGACUUUUCACAAAAAUCAGUUCUAAUAUCACACAUGAGGAUUCAUACAGGAGAGAAACCAUAUAACUGUUCAGAGUGUCAAAAAGUCUUUUCACAAAAAUCAACUCUAAUAAUACACAUGAGGAUUCAUAGAGGAGAGAAACCAUAUCACUGUUCAGAGUGUCAAAAAGUCUUUUCACGAAAAUCAAAUCUAAUAUCGCACAUGAGGAUUCAUACAGGAGAGAAACCAUAUAACUGUUCAGAAUGUCUAAAAGAUUUUUCAACAAAAUCAAGUCUAAUAAGACACAUAAGGAUUCAUACAGGAGAGAAACCAUAUCACUGAACAGUGUGUCAAAAAGUCUUCAACAAAAUGAAGUCUAUUAAAGCACAGCAGGAUUCAUACAGCGUAAAUGCCAGUUGAAUAUUGUGUCUAAAGGCUUUUAAUGUAAAUUAUGUACAAUAAGACAUGAAACCUGAUAGAAUUUGCAUUUAGUUAACCACUGUGAUGU
Molecule: messenger RNA, 4404 nt
Organism: Procambarus clarkii (red swamp crayfish)
Lineage: Eukaryota; Metazoa; Arthropoda; Malacostraca; Decapoda; Cambaridae
Product: zinc finger protein 271
Source: RefSeq, a predicted model, not a curated record